UAAAAGUAAACUUACUUCCCAGUUGUUUAGCCAUAAAUAUAUGAAUUUAUCGUUUUAAUUAAAAGGUAUCUAGUAGAUAUUAUAUUUGCAUAUGAACUUUAUCUUCUUAAUCUGUUUACAUUACACUUGAUUUUCUUAAUGCUUUAUUUAUGACUAUUUCUCUCUAAUAUUAAUAUGAAAAGUUUGGUUUCUAUUCUAUACAGUCAAAUAUUUAUUUUAUUUAAAAAAUGAAUUGCUCGUUAUUUUUAAGCCAGGUGCAAAUUUUAAUGCACGCUCAACAAAUAAAACUAAAUGAAGCAGAUCCAAAUGAUGAUAAAAAUAUGUACAACUGGCUAAGAAAUAAAAAAUACGAUUUAACUUGGAUUUCUUUGAGGCACGAAUUUCUAAUAAGACAAGCCCUUACAAAGAUAUCCUCAGAUCAACAGACUGCAGUUAUUAAAGAACUAGUAAAUUACACUGAAAGUAAUGAGAAUUUAGAUCCAUCAAGGAUUCCAGAAAUAUGCUUAGACAUAUUAAACAAGACCAUCACUUCUGAGAUAGUGCAAACAGAAAGCUUAAGACGUGCCAGCACAUUCAGAAGAAGUAUCCGGAUGUCUAUAAGAUCCAAUAGAGUCUCUCCAAGUACUUUAAUGAUGCGUACUGAUCAAAACAACGAGAAGAAAUCGGUAACAUUUUGUGAAAAUCCUAAAAUUUAUUCUAUAUACAACUAAAAAGGGGGAAAACGUUCACACCAAUCUAAAAUCUCUAA
Molecule: messenger RNA, 748 nt
Organism: Agrilus planipennis (emerald ash borer)
Lineage: Eukaryota; Metazoa; Arthropoda; Insecta; Coleoptera; Buprestidae
Exons: 3
Coding region: 228-710 (160 amino acids)
Source: RefSeq, a predicted model, not a curated record